AUGGCAGCAACUCGGUGUGUUUUCAUAGUGUUGGUAUACUUUGCCGCACACGGGUAUGCGAAUGGGAGCUUUCGUUUACCGAACGGCACCAUACCAACGCACUACAUCCUUCGGGUGGACACUGCCAUCGAUCGAAACACGUUCAACUACACGGGAAACGUACAGAUCUGUGUCGUGGUGUCGCAACCGACCACUCAACUAGUGCUGCACAGUACGCAGAGCAGAAUUUCGAAGAUUCAGCUACGUGACAACGUCGGGCAUCAGGUGCGAAUAAAGAACUUUAAGUUGGACAAUCUGAGGGAGUUCUUGGUGAUCGAUGCAGCCGCAGUGCUACACUCCGCGAUCGGAACAUACACGCUCGAGAUCGAUUUCACCAACAGUGUCGAUCGUUUCGAUUUGGCCGGAUUCUACAAAGUGCCGUACCAAACCGAGAACGAUACCGUACGCUACAUUGGAGUGACACAUUUCGAGUCAAUCAACGCAAGAUCCGCCUUUCCGUGCUUCGAUGAGCCAGCUCUGAAGGCCACAUUUGAGCUCCACGUCAGCUGUGGACAGGCGUACCACGUACGCUCCAAUACACCUGCCCGAACCGUCCAGCCACUGCCGGGCGGCAACAGGUUGUACAGCUUCACCACAACACCCCGCAUGUCGACGUACCUGGUGGCCUGGUUCGUGUCGGACUUUCCCAGCGAGAGUAACGUGCUGGCCAAAGGAUCCACUGUAACAGUCGCCACAUGGGCCAAACCAUCGUCCGCCCAUUUGCUGUCCUAUUCGGUGGACGCCUCGGUGCGAUUCCUCGGUGCCAUGGGGCAAUACUUUGCCGAACCGUACGGCUUGCCCAAGAUCGACAACGUUGCCGUACCGCAUUCGCACUUACUGCCGGAUGCGAUGGAAAACUGGGGGCUGGUAACGUACAAGGAGAGGACGAUAUACGUUAACCCCCAGACGGACGGUUUGGAGAAGAAGCGGGCCGUGGUAAGCAUUAUCGCCCACGAGUAUGCGCAUCAAAUCUUUGGCAACCUACUCACGCCCGCCUGGUGGAGCUAUCUGUGGCUUAAGGAAGGUUUCGCCCACUUCUACUCAUACUACUUGGGAUCGAUCAGCCAUCCGGAGCAUAACUUCCGCAAACGAUUCCUUGCGGAAUCGUUGCAGGUGACAUUAUUCUUGGACAGUGUUCCCUCCGUUCAUCCAAUGACCUACUACGUGGAGAAGCGUACGGAAAUUGGACGCCUGUAUGGUCAUGUGGUGUACUCGAAGGCGGCCUGUGUUAUUCGCAUGAUGAAUUAUGCACUGGGGGAAGGUGUUUUUCAGCGCGGCAUACGUGACUACAUCCAGCGAAAUAAAAAGCGUGGCAUCGUGACGGAGACCGAUCUGUUCGACAGUCUCGAGCAGGCUGCCAAGAAAGAAGGGGCUCUACCGAAACAGCUGACGGUGCAUGAAGCGUUCGGCACCUGGAGCCAUCAAGCCGGCUACCCUGUGGUGCGUGUGCGCCGUGAAGGAACUACCUACUUCUUCACCCAGCAGCGCUACGUGUUAGAUCCUGCGUACAGGCCACCGAUCAACAGCUCCUGGUGGAUACCGAUAUCUUUCGCAACGGCAAACAACGCAACGUACGCAAAGUUGCCAGCCUUCUGGAUGGCACCGAACGCUACCAAGGUGUCGUACACGAUUCCAACAUCCCCCGGUGAGGUGGUGGUGUUCAAUCCUCAAUCCACCGGCCUCUACCGUGUGGAGUACGACGGAUCCCUGCAGCGGGGAAUUGUCCAUCAACUCUCCGAAAAUCAUACUGCAAUUGACCCUACAGCACGUGCCCGUUUGAUCGAUGACACCCUACAGCUAACGUUCCACCGGGGUGGCAAUUUCAGUGAAGUGGUGCAGCUUUUGAGCUACCUGCGCCGUGAAGCUGACAGCUUACCGUGGUCGGUUGUCAGCGAAAAUAUACGCUACAUGCAGUCAAUGUUGCGUACCAAUGUGAAGGCAUCGCGAUUGUUGCAAUCGUUCGUCGAAACGAUCGCAGCUCCGUUGCUCUCCAGGCACGAUCUACACCGUCCCACCGGUGGGUCCGAUCCGAUCGACGAGCUACAGUCAAUUGCGAUAGAAUUAGCUUGUGGAGCUAGUGAGUCUUGCAGAAAAGCUUCCACAGCUAUCGUACAACCUACCUCGUACGCAAACGCUCUGUUUCAGCUCAGCGACUCCGUCCGUCCCAAGGAGUUACAUCGUUUAAUCGUUGGCUCCAAAGUAUCGCCAAGCGUUCUUCUAGUGUCAAUCGGAUCUGAACUUUCGCUUCGCAAUCGACAAUCUACUGAUCCAAACGCCAUCUCCAAGACUCUGACCGCAAUGGCCCGGUUUGCAAUGGAACCGGCAGAAGAAAAGUCAUUGAUCACCGUUGCAUCGACGUACGUCUCUGAGAUUGUACCGGAGCUCGAGCAGCAGCUGAUGAUCAAUCGUAGAUGGAGGCAUCGGACCGUUCAACCCCUUACGGAUGCUCUUUCACGGUUCUUGCUGCGAAAGGCUUGA
Molecule: messenger RNA, 2517 nt
Organism: Anopheles marshallii
Lineage: Eukaryota; Metazoa; Arthropoda; Insecta; Diptera; Culicidae
Product: glutamyl aminopeptidase-like
Exons: 6
Coding region: 1-2517 (838 amino acids)
Biological process (GO): peptide catabolic process; proteolysis
Cellular component (GO): cytoplasm
Molecular function (GO): peptide binding; metalloaminopeptidase activity; zinc ion binding
Source: RefSeq, a predicted model, not a curated record